Messenger RNA from Carya illinoinensis, 2131 nucleotides. RefSeq names its product transcription termination factor MTERF6, chloroplastic/mitochondrial-like. Gene Ontology annotation, biological process: regulation of DNA-templated transcription; chloroplast organization. The transcript is spliced from 2 exons. Gene Ontology annotation, cellular component: chloroplast. Gene Ontology annotation, molecular function: double-stranded DNA binding. Bases 259 to 1428 code for a protein of 389 amino acids. NCBI's taxonomy places the organism in Eukaryota, Viridiplantae, Streptophyta, Magnoliopsida, Fagales, Juglandaceae. The record is from RefSeq and is a predicted model, not a curated record.
AGGCACCGCCCAUCACAACAACAGCUCGAGUUAAAGACAACAGCUCUGAAAAUGGCGCUGCGGUGUCGGCUCCAAAACCCUAAUGUCAACGAAGUGGUUCGUCUUAGUAUGGAGGGAAAAGCUUAUCGGGGUUCGCAUUGCUGUAAGUGUAAGAGGUGAGCUUGGAUUGUUCGAGUUCUAAAUACUACAAUUUUACUAUCAGAUGCCUAUGAUUUCUUCUUCAACACUCCCUUCACUAAAGAAUUGUUAGGAGUAGAGAUGAGACUAAUAAGAAUCUGCAAAAGCCUUGUCUCACUCUCUCUACAAAACCCUCUGCCGCAUCUCCACAAAACCCCAACUCUCUCCUGCUCAAUCUCUGUGUUAUAUUUCUCCUCCUCUAAACCCAAGAAAUCAACAUCCACUGUAACAGUACUGGACUACUUGAUCAAUCAGCACCAAUUCUCCCCUGAAGCUGCUCUGAAAGCUUCAUCAGCCUUUACUUACCUGAGAAAUCCAGAAAAGGCGGAUUCCGUUCUUUCGUUCUUCAAGGAGUGCGGUUUCUCCCAGACCCAUAUCGAGCAUGUGGUUAAGAGAAUACCCAAGGUUCUCUCUGCCAAACUUGCCGUUACCAUCAAACCCAAAAUCAAAAUUUUCCAGGAUUUGGGCUUUGCACCCGAUGACAUUGCCGAGAUUGUAUACGGUGACCCGUGGAUUCUCACUCGGAGUGCCGGUAAUCAGAUUGGACCCUCAAUUUUGGUGUUGAAGAGUAUUCUGGGUUCCAAUGAAGACAUCGUUAGGGUCUUAAAGUCUUCAGGGUGGUUUUUGAAGCAUGAUUUGGAUAAGACUAUGAUGCCCAAUAUUGAAUUUCUGAUGCAUUGCGAAAUUAGUUCUUCGCAGAUCGUAAAAUAUUUGUUUAAUUUCCCGAGGUUUUUUCUGCAUAAGCCGGAGAGCAUUCAGGCUUUCGUUAAAACGGUUGAUGGAAUGGGGUUUGAUAGAAAAUCUAAGAUGUUUCUUUCUGCCAUUCGGACAGUGAGUUCAAUGUCAGAAGAGAAUUGGGAGCUCAAGCUGGAACUUUUCCGAAGUUUGGGGUUUUCGGAAAAAGAUAUUCUUGAUGUGUUUAGGAGGGUGCCUCAGGUUUUUGCCAUAUCCGAGAGGAAAAUUAAGGAGGUAACUGGGCUCCUGUUUAGCGCCCGGAACGUAGAUAUCUCGUAUAUUGUUGACCAUCCAGAAUUGCUUAUUUGCAGCGUUGAGCGCAGGUUAAAACCCCGUCUACGAGUUUUGGAGAUUCUGGAAAAGAAAAAUGUGCUUAAAAGGAAACCUCGUUUAACUACAGUCUGCAAAAUCCCCGAGAAGAAUUUCUUAAACAAAUUUGUACUUCCUUAUUCAAAAGAACUUGCGGAGCUAAAUGAGGCUGGUGGGGGUUCAUACACAAUUGGAUGCCUACAGUGAUGAACAUCUUCAGGAGGGCGCUAUUCAAAUCAAUGAUUAUAGAGGAUUACAACGUGGCAAGUUGGCAACUAGGAGAACUGUCCUUGUACUGAAUGAGAUCUCCUCUAACUAGGGAUGAUUCUUUUGCUAAAUUGUUGUCGUUCUCUGUGAGCUUACUGUCUUGAUAUACUUCUAUGUUUCUGUUCAAAGGUGAUCCAUCUUCCGUACAAGUUGGAUUGUUCCUUCAUUUGCCCCUUUCCAUCAUUAUCUUACUACCUUAUCGAUAUCUCAAAUGACUUGUGUGCUAUUACCAUUACAGUUUACAACCUUGACUCUGCAUUCAAUCGGGACCAUAUGCACCAAAUUUUGGGAGUAAUAUCUACGCUGCUGGAGGGGAUAGGUAGAUGGUGUAUAAUGAAUCUAGAAAUAAAAUUCCUUGUAUAAAUCAAUUCUCAUUGGGAUGAACUCAGUUAAUUUUGGUAUCCAGUUCGAUAUCAGAACCAAUAUUUCCUCCUUAAGUAGCAACUAGAUUCGCUAUUUGUUUCCUGAUUCAACUCCAAAUGUUUGCAGCCUUCAUCUUAAUCUCUCCUGCUUGUCGUCCCAAGGCUUCACAGGUAGUGUAUGGAGUCCGAGAGCAUUAGUUGUAGUGUACUCCAUGUACUUUGGAGCUCAGCUCAUCCAUAUUGUUUCAUCUCAAUUAUUUACACAUCACUGCCUUCUCUAA